UUUUGUUCCUUUGUGAAACGUUGUAAUAUUUUAAGUCAAAUAAUACCUAAUACCUUAGUUGAUGCUGUUUGAUCAAAGCUAAAACAACGAUCAAAAUGUCAGCCCAUGAUCAGGUUAGGGCUAUGCUGGAUGAGUUGAUGGGGACAUCAAGGGAUGGAGGCUUUACAUAUGCGAAGUCUAGACAGAAAUAUAGCAAAGCUGAUGGUCGCUGAGCCGCGAUACUUCACGAUGUCAGAUGAAAUUCGAUGAUCCUAGAGUAUGUAAAAGUUUCCUUCUUGGCUGCUGCCCACAUGAUAUUCUCUCGAGUACGAGGAUGGAUCUUGGAGAGUGCCCCAAAUAUCAUGAUGUGGCUUUGAGGGCUGACUUCGAAACUGCAUCCAAAAAAAAAGAUUACUUCUAUGAUAUUGAUGCUAUGGAGCACCUGCAGACAUUCAUUGGUGAGUGUGAUAGGAAGACAGAGAUGUAUAAGCGACGUCUGAAGGAAACACAGGAAGAACUCUCUGAGGAGGCAAACAGUAAGGCAGAAUCAAUUCAUGGACUAGGAGAGGAAAUUGGGACCAAGCUUGCUCGUGCCGAGGCUAGUGGUGCGGAGGGUAAAGUUGAGGAAUCCAUGCAGCUACUAAAUGAAGUUGAGGAACUCAAGAAGAGAAAAUCACUUGCUGAACAAGAAUACAAGAAUUCUAUGCCAGCAUCCAGUUAUCAACAACAGAAACUGCGAGUAUGUGAGAUCUGUUCAGCAUACCUUGGUAUCCAUGACAAUGACAGAAGAUUGGCUGAUCACUUCGGGGGUAAACUACAUCUUGGCUUCAUCACAAUCAGAGAUAAACUUGCAGAUCUGAAAGCCACACAUGCUGACCGUAUACGACAACGAGGUGAGGAGAGAGAGAAACAGAGACAGAGGCGUGAAGAGGAGAGAAAGAAGGAUGACGAUGAUAGGAGGAGGACAAGGAGUAGGAGCAGGAGCAGGAGAAGGUCACGGAGCAGGAGUAGAUCCAGGAGGAGGAGGUCCAGAUCUAGAUCAAGGAGGUCAAGAUCUAGGUCAAGACAUUCAAGGAAGAAGUCAAGGAGGAGGUCGAGGUCCAGAGACAGGAAAUCAAGGUCGAGGUCAAGAAAGCGCUCUAGACGAUCACGGUCCAGAUCUAGGUCUCGGCGCCAUAGAAGCAGUUCUAGGAGCAGAUCUCGACACAGGAAAUCGCGAAGGAAGUCUCGUUCUAGGUCAAGGUCAAAGUCAGCAAAACGAAGUAGUGAGAGCGUUGAGAAGAAUGGCUCUAAGUCGUCUCCAGAACAUCCAGCUAUUGAAGACUAUUAGUAUACAUUAAAUCAUUGACAAUACUUAAUGCAAGUUUCUGCUGUCUUAAUUCCAGAAUUCAUGAUUGAUAAUUUAUUGUAUACAAUUAUUUCUCGCAUCAUAUGUCAUAAUGCUUCAUUAAAUCCUUCAUAGAUAUAAAUUAGCAGAUUUUCUGCCUUAGAUUCAUUAGAAUGAUAAGAUCUACAAAGAUACAGGAUUUAGUAGAUAUUUAGAAACCCCAAAAAAUAGACAUAAAAUAUAUUUUUUCUUUCUCCAAGGUGUAUAAAUGUUGCAGUGUUGUCAUUCAAUCAUUUUAUCAAAUCAUGAUACUGUGUUUUUUGUAAAUAUGUAUUUUGAAAAUCAUACUUUCAUUAUUAGGGUCUUAAUUUAUAAAUAGAAAUAAUCAAUUUUGCUUUGUACUCAUUGUAAAUUCCCAAGUUCUUUGUCUAUGCAGGAGAUGCUUAUAUUCAAAUAGAUAAAAGAAACUUUUUUGGCAAGUAAAUGUACCAGAUUUGAUGGCUAAUGAACUUGUAGCAGAUUAUGCAACAAAAAUAUUAAUUUUUUGGUAUCUCAUUAUACAAGUACUUGUUUUCAGAAAAAGCGAAAAAAAUUCUCAUGUGUUAAUGUUUUUGCAAAAUUUUAGACACCAGUAGAUUCCUGGGCCUGUGGUUAUCAGUGUUAAAAGCCUGAAACAAAUGAUUAAAUACUAAAUUUUCCUUUUGCUUUUACAUUGUUUCAUUAGCAGCGAGUAAGGAAAGUUUGCAUGAAAAUUCAUUUUGUAGCUACAGUCAGCUAUGCAAAAUUUUAUUAGAAUAGAUUUACUACAAACAAAGUUUAAUAUUAUGUCUUGAAUAUUUGCUUAUGUCUAAAAGAUCAGAUUUUAAACAUUGAUGAUAAUGGCCUAGUAUUUACAUAGAAAACUCGGAGUUUCAUGCAUUUGAAAAAAAAAUGAUGGUUAGACACAGUUACAUAAGGAAUGAUGAGUUACUUAAACAAAUUAUGUAAAGGGGUUAAGGGGAGACUAAUCAGUUUUUGAAGAAGCCAGGGUAAUAGUUGCUGCUGGAGGAGAAUUAACACAUUAUCAAGGCAGCCACAUUUGCGUGUUUUCUGAUAAACAGUGGUUUUGGAACCGGAUUUGUGUAACUUACGUUUAUUUCAGUAAAACUUUGGUAGCAAGCUACUUAAAUAUUCCACCUGCCAUGGGUAUUUGACUGUCGGCAGCAAAUGACAAAAGAUGCCAAGAUUUAGUUUUAAGGAAGUUUCACACAUGUUGCUUCAGUUCUACCCAGUUGAUUUGUCUGGGUUAAAACAGUUGCAUAAAAAGGAGGAGUGUAAUCCCCUCUAACGUUAUAUUGUUCUGAUGUGUUGUUAAAUGUCUAUAUUUUCUGAGGUGUUCAGUUGAUACUCUUUAAGCAAAUUAUUAAUUAACUUUUAGCCUGCUGGCGGCGAGUGAUUCUGCCUUUGCAAUCAGUGAUCAAUUCAUGGCCUGCAAAUGUUCCCUAUCAUUCAGUAAAUUUUCAGUGAACACCCCUUUGAUAAACAGGUGGUACUGCCCAAAUUGAAAGAUGGGCAUGUCCAUUUUAGAAAUUUAACAGGGUGAAGGUUAUCAAACAGUUGAUGCUAGCUUAGUGUGCACAUGUGUAUUAUUUUAACAAUUUAAUACCGUUUGAAGAAAAACAUGUACAUAUGUAUCAUGAUUAAAUGUUUAACUGUUAAUAAAUCACAUGUUCUGAUCGUUGAAGGCUACUUCAGGUUUCUAAUUAAAUUGGUAUACUUUUUUGCACUGAGAGAAAACAUGAUCUAUUUUUUCAUAAAGCUAAUAUCGUUUGUAAAUGUUUGAAUGAAUGGAAGUUGUCUAGCUGCACUUGAGAUAAGUAAACUAGAUUUUUGAUCUAGGCGUCUUCCUCCAUAUGAUAUCAGCACCAGUGUUAGUCAUUAAUGGUUGGUAAUUAAUAGACACAUCCAAAUUUAAAAGCCAUUUAAAUAUCUCACUUGUAGAAUAAUUUCUCUAUGAUCUGUUAAUGAAUAUCUUGCAAAAUUUAUAAGAUUUUCACAAUUUCCAAGAAACCAAUUCAGUUUUUGGUGUUUAAUACUUUGUAUAGAAACAUUUUCAUUUUUGUACCAGUUUUUUGUAGUAAUAUAGGUACUUUUUUCAAAGCAGUCGAUUUCUUUUUCAGUAUUUUAAAGUUAAUAAAUUGUCACAGUAGUUAAGAACCAAUUUUCUCAAGAUAUGAUAUUUUUAGGUUAUAAUUUUUGGCACAAGUUGAUUUCGUAUUGAAAUGGAAGUUUUCAGUCUUUAUUUUGUAGCUAUGAAAAUAUGGAAAGCUUGUUAUGUAUUAUUACAUUGUAUGAUCUUAUUAAAACUGGUAUUAUGUAAAAAUUUCUGUAAAUUAUUGUUUUAUUCAGAGUUUUCAAAACCUGAAAUAAUUGUAAACCAGUGGAAAUAAACAUUUGUUUUAGAAAA
This is a messenger RNA of Mercenaria mercenaria, 3752 nucleotides long. Its product is annotated as putative RNA-binding protein Luc7-like 1. Bases 236 to 1309 code for a protein of 357 amino acids. NCBI's taxonomy places the organism in Eukaryota, Metazoa, Mollusca, Bivalvia, Venerida, Veneridae. Gene Ontology annotation, molecular function: mRNA binding. The transcript is spliced from 10 exons. Gene Ontology annotation, cellular component: U1 snRNP; U2-type prespliceosome. The record is from RefSeq and is a predicted model, not a curated record. Gene Ontology annotation, biological process: mRNA splice site recognition.